Macrobrachium nipponense is the source of this 1155-nucleotide messenger RNA. RefSeq lists its product as uncharacterized. The record is from RefSeq and is a predicted model, not a curated record. Bases 1 to 1155 code for a protein of 384 amino acids. The transcript has a single exon. Lineage: Eukaryota; Metazoa; Arthropoda; Malacostraca; Decapoda; Palaemonidae.
AUGGAUCUACAUAUUUUGCCUUGCUUCAACCUAGCAGUGAUGUUUGGUGUGCUUCUCUUCAGUGGAACCUCAUUGAAAUCCGCCCAAAUGGACCAAGGUCUGGAAACCAUCUGUGGAAUCAAGAAUUUGCUGCUGCUUGUUGUCACUGGAUUGGUUAUCGCUGUGACAAGAAACAUGACGGACAACACUAAAAAACAGGCACUCGAGGACGGCAAUGAAAAAAUGCGAGCACUGCAGGGAGAAGUUUGUCUCGACGGAGAAGAGAGGAAGAGUGUGACCUUCCUGAAUGUUACCUUAAUCGACAGAGUUCGUGAUUUAGAGAAGGAUCUUCAAGAAAAUAGAAAAGAGCUGGAAAAAGGGAAGGAGGAGACUCGAUUGACCACGGCACGCUUUAACAAGGAGAGGCUGGAACAGCAAUCCUUAGAGGACAAGAUCCGUUUGCUGGAGAGCGAAAAGCAACUGAUGCAGAAGGAGAUGGCGACACAGGAAAGGGCAAGAUGUAUGCUGGAAGACGACCUUGAUAAAAUGAAAGCAGAAAACAAGCAACUGGUUAAGAACGGUGCCGCUGUUCAAGAGUUAUGUGAUGCCCUAAACAACAAAGUAUCGAGCUUGACUGCUCAGUUGGCCAUGAUCAGUUGUCAGCUUCGCCAACAAGAUGAAGCAGCGGGGCAGCUGGAGACGGAACUGCUUGAGAUGAAAGAAGAAAAAAUACGGAUGACUAACCGAGCCCGAGACCUGGAAGGCGCACUGGACUGUUGCAAGACCGAGACGGAAGACCUUCAGCUCAAAGUCCAAGAACUGCAGGAACAAACUGGGAAGCUGUCCAGAGAAAAUGGCACCCUUCAGUGUCAGCUACAGGAGAAGGACGCGAGACUUGGUCAGCAGGAUAAUUUACUGAAAGAAAAAGACCGCCGACUGGAAGAGAUGGCGAGGCUGGCCAGCAGCGAGGACGAGAAGAAGAAUGCUUUGGAGCGGGAGCUGAGGAAUCUGCAGGCAAUGAAUGAGACGCUGCAACGGGACUUCGACAACCUCCAAAUAAGGAAUGAGCACCUGGAAAAGGCCCACAACGGACUGCGGAAGCAGCUCUCUGUUCUCACGCGCUGGCACCAGAAGGUGGCAGCAGGCGUCAACCAGACGGACAGGGAAUUAGCGUGA